AAAAAAGAAGAAGCACAUGCGGUUUCCUUUGCUUCUUCCUCCUACAAGUUGGAUGUCUCCGUCUCCCACGGAGCUUAUAAAUUAGUGAAAUAACAAAGCUUUGGUCUGUUUUAUUAUCAUCAUGCAUUUCUAAUCUCUUCUUCUUCAAUUUCUAUGCUUCUCUCUCUUCCAAUUACAUAAUCUCUGGUCCAUAGAAAACCGGAGAAAACAUCGGUCUCUUGUGACCGUUGAUUCCUUUCCAUUCACUUCUUCUGGUCUAAAAAAAUUCAAGAUCUAAACGAGAAGAAAAAAAACAAGUAAAAACUUUUUCAACCGUUUUUCCUGUCGGUAACGUUUGGAUUUUUAUUGUAAAUUUUGGUCUUUUGUCAAGAAGAAGAAGAAGAUGGUCGUUAAGAAUGUUCAAGACUUGGAUGUUCUUCCGAGAAAUAGCUCCGAUUUAUUCGAUGACGAUGGUCGUCCCAAGCGAACCGGGACGGUGUGGACAGCAAGUGCACACAUAAUAACAGCAGUAAUUGGGUCAGGAGUGUUGUCAUUGGCAUGGGCCGUUGCUCAGAUUGGUUGGGUUGGUGGUCCAGUGACUAUGUUACUCUUUUCUUUCGUUACUUAUUACACAUCUACCCUCCUCUGUUCUUGUUACCGCUCUGGUGACUCUGUUUCCGGCAAAAGAAACUACACUUACAUGGACGCUAUUCACGCUAACCUCGGUGGGAUUAAGGUGAAAGUAUGUGGAGUUGUGCAAUAUCUUAAUCUCUUUGGUACUGCAAUUGGAUACACUAUUGCAUCAGCUAUAAGUUUGGUAGCAAUCCAAAGGACAAGUUGCCAACAGAUGAAUGGAGGAAAUCAUCCUUGUCAUGUGAAUGGAAAUGUUUACAUGAUUGCAUUCGGUGUUGUACAAAUCAUAUUUUCUCAGAUUCCGGAUUUUGAUCAGUUAUGGUGGCUUUCCAUUGUCGCUGCGGUCAUGUCUUUUGGUUAUUCUACCAUUGGGCUUGGUCUUGGUGUCUCUAAAGUGGUAGAGAACAAAGAAAUUAAAGGUAGUCUCACUGGAGUCACUGUUGGGACAGUGACACCGAGUGGGACAGUGACACCGACGCAGAAAAUUUGGAGAACAUUUCAGUCUCUUGGAAACAUUGCGUUUGCGUACUCUUACUCGAUGAUUCUCAUCGAAAUUCAGGACACGGUAAAAUCACCGCCAGCAGAAGUAAACACUAUGAGAAAAGCGACUUUUGUAAGUGUGGCAGUGACAACACUCUUCUACAUGCUCUGUGGCUGUGUAGGGUAUGCAGCAUUUGGAGAUACCGCACCCGGGAAUCUCCUCGCUAAUGGAGGGUUCAGAAACCCAUUUUGGUUGCUUGACAUAGCCAAUCUCGCUAUAGUGAUCCAUCUAGUCGGAGCUUACCAAGUCUAUUGCCAACCCCUCUUUGCAUUUGUCGAGAAGGAAGCCGCUAGGAGGUUUCCAGAGAGCAAAUUUGUCACAAAUGAGAUCAAGAUCCAACUCUUUCCGGGGAAACCCUUCAACUUGAAUCUCUUCAGGCUCGUAUGGAGGACAAUCUUCGUGAUGACAACAACGUUGAUCUCAAUGUUAAUGCCUUUCUUUAACGAUGUUCUCGGUCUUUUGGGGGCCAUCGGGUUUUGGCCUUUAACGGUUUAUUUCCCGGUGGAAAUGUACAUUGUACAGAAGAAUGUUCCGAGAUGGGGCACAAAGUGGGUUUGUCUACAAGUCUUAAGUCUGGCCUGUCUUUUUGUAUCCGUUGCCGCGGCUGCAGGAUCUGUAGUUGGCAUUGUUAGUGAUCUCAAGAUCUACAAACCUUUCCAGUCAGAUUUCUAAGAUCAUACGGAAAAUCAAACUCCUACAAAAAGGGUUAAGAUUAGAAUUGAAUGUUGUAAUGUUAUCUUUGUAUUAGUGAAAUUAACUUUGUGUAAGUGCUCAAUAUUAAAAAAAAUGGUCUGCGGUCGGAAAAUAUUUUUGGACA
This is a messenger RNA of Arabidopsis lyrata subsp. lyrata, 1970 nucleotides long. RefSeq names its product amino acid permease 5. NCBI's taxonomy places the organism in Eukaryota, Viridiplantae, Streptophyta, Magnoliopsida, Brassicales, Brassicaceae. Gene Ontology annotation, cellular component: plasma membrane. Bases 383 to 1825 code for a protein of 480 amino acids. The record is from RefSeq and is a predicted model, not a curated record. The transcript is spliced from 5 exons.